AUGGAUCCAAAUCCGGAACAUACACAUCUCUACUCGUGCAGUAGAUGGGCCGAUCAAGAUCCCAACGAGGUUAUCGCUGAGUAUGUUCGCAUAGGAGAAGAAACUUGCAAAGAACUCCGUUUGUUGCCUCAUCUCGAAGAUCUGCCUUAUGACGUUGGGAGCAUAUCAGGUAACAGCGACUUUGCUAAGGUAGACAUUUGGGGAGAAGUGAAAGAUCACCUGGUGAUUCUGAUUCAUGGCGGUUUCUGGCAAGAAGGCACUAGGAAACUCAUAAGUCCAGCUGCAGUACACCUGGUAAAGCGGAAUAUGGCUGUGGCGUCGGUGGGUUAUGACUACGCCAGCAGUACUCAUCUGAUCUCUGAAGUGGUCCAGCAAGUUGUAGUGGCAGUGAAGUUCUUACUCAGCAAAUAUUCACAUGUGAAGUCAGUGGCUUUGGCUGGUCACUCGGCAGGAGCACAUCUAGCAUUCAAAGUGUUCAGCCAAUUACGCUCUCCACGUAUCCAAAAGCUAGUACUGUUUGCCGGCGUUUAUGAUCUGGGUGACCUCCCCAACUGCGAGAUUGGAACCCUUAUUGGGUUAACUCCAGAAGAAGCUAAGAAGAACUCCUGUAACGCGUCAGAAUUACCCGGAUCAAAAGUUGGAAUUCUGAUGCUGGUUGCCCUAAAGGAUUCGCCCAAAAUCAUCGAGCAGAAUAGAGCGAUGGGCGAAGCUUUGAACGAACAAGGUGUUGCCGUUGAAUACCAGGAGUUCCCGGAAUGCGACCAUUUCAACCUCAUACAUGGACUUCGGAUAGAAGAAGAAGACCAAACGAGAAAAUUUCUUGCAUUCCUUUAG
This is a messenger RNA of Ostertagia ostertagi, 834 nucleotides long. The record is from the annotation of a GenBank genome assembly. NCBI's taxonomy places the organism in Eukaryota, Metazoa, Nematoda, Chromadorea, Rhabditida, Trichostrongylidae.